Messenger RNA from Colletotrichum lupini, 297 nucleotides. RefSeq lists its product as uncharacterized. NCBI's taxonomy places the organism in Eukaryota, Fungi, Ascomycota, Sordariomycetes, Glomerellales, Glomerellaceae. The record is from RefSeq and is a predicted model, not a curated record. The transcript has a single exon. The annotation marks the transcript as partial.
CGACGUGCGACGUGCGACGUGCCUUUGCAGAAAACGUGGCGAGCCAGGAUCAACAGCCCAAACCUCUUUGGUUUUGUCCCUCUUUUCCUUUUGUCUUCUUGUUUCUUCCUCUGCGUCUCUCGCUUGCUGCUUGCUGCUUUUCUUGAUACUGAACGGCAUGUCAAAUCCGAACAGUCCCCCACAGACCUCGCCUCCCUGCUCCACCUGCUCACCGGCAAUCAACAGCGUCCAUGUCUCGCCCGGUUGUCGCCGGAUCAAGACAGUAAAGAUCAUCUCUCCACCACCCGUCAGAUGUAA